CCACUACAAUCCCAAAGUCUAGUCCAGUUAUGUCGAAUGGCAGAUUAUUCGGCAGCAGAUCGCAUAUUAGUGCAGCCUAUAAAACAGUCAACAUUUGCAUAUUUUCAAGAGCAAGUAUGGAACAACUUUGCUUCACAUGGAACUGAUCCAAAACAUUCAAUCAUAUCCAACCCUCAGUUGCAAGAAGAGGCUGCUGCUAACCCAUCACGGACAGGAUACGACAAUCCUCAUAAAUUUACCACUCCAGACGUUGGAGUUUCACCAUCUUCAAGGCGCAAUCUCAAGAUUAAAGAUCAUGCAGCCUCCCCUACAUAUCCUCGAAUUCGCCAGAUUUGACAUACGACACUAGUCGAAGUCAACAGUUGCGUGCAUCUGAAAAUAUGGCAGCAAAUGGACAUCCUUAUGUCAAUCAAACUGGUUUUGAGCACAAGGGCGUACAAUUGUCAGAUCCACCUACUCCUCAGUUUUACGUAGAUCCUCUGGAGGACAACCAUCAUGACCCCAUAUCUGGUUAUUUUCACGAUGGAGGUGAUGACAGAUUUGACCAUCAUUUCGAUAACAGCCAUAGUAUCCCUACUGGUAUUUACCAAAGUGAUGACAAUGGUGGAUUUUCAGGGGGUGAAAAUGAUCCAACAUCCCCCGUAGCAACAACCACUGCACAACGGCCUGCACCGUGUUCCGUCAGCUUCUGGGCUGUCCAGCCACCGUCCAUGAAACAUAGCACUUCAGAUUCCGGCGUUAAAGCUUCUUUUGACCAUCUUUCUUUUAGUGAACAGUCGCAAACACCUCCCAUACCGAAAAUCAUCACUCAAGAUCUAUCCGAUUCACAAAAUACAGAUUCGGCUGGAGGAACACCCCCUCAAACACCUACCGCUGACACUGGCUUCUUACGACCAGCCAGCCAACCCUCUGCUGACAAGUUCUGGGGUGAAAGACCACCGGUAGAGCUGAUGCAAAAGUAUUUGGAUAGAUACUUUUCGGGCCAUGAUUUGGACAAGGAGAUCAUUGUCGAGACUCCACCUGUCGUUGAACCACCAGGUCAACCUAACGUGGUUCCUAAUAUGAACCGACAGCCUCUUCGACAUAAGAAGUCCAUUCGUGUGGUUGCCAAAGAAGCAAGUCGGCGAUGGAGUAAUAACAACAACGCGCCUGUUGGUCCCAUGCUGCGAAGAAAAAGCACCAAGAUGUGGGGACAAAGAGUUGUUGAAGUGAAGCCUGGACAGAAUGCUUCUGAAACACCUACUGUAGACAGAGCCAUGGGAUACUUUGCAAAAUCGGAGGCACCAGUUUGUACCAAAAUUCAAUGGAUCAGGGGUGCAUUAAUUGGCAAAGGAUCGUUUGGCCGAGUGUAUCACGCCUUUAACGUUGCCGCCGGCGACUUCAUUGCCGUCAAACAAGUGGAAAUCCCACAUACCAGCGGCGAUCGUCUCAACCAACAGCAACAAGAUGCUGUCGAUUCACUGUAUCAGGAAAUCACGUUGCUCAAGGAUCUCGACCACGACCAUAUUGUUGAAUAUCUCGGCUAUGAUAAAGACGACUCAGAAGGUGUCAUUAACAUCUUUUUGGAGUAUGUCUCUGGUGGUAGUAUAUCAAGUCGACUGGCACGGCAUGGUGCCAUUGAAGAGCCAGUAGUCAGACAUUUUACCAGACAAAUUUUACUUGGCCUUGAAUAUCUUCAUGAUAGAAGUAUUUUACAUAGGGAUAUCAAAGGUGCCAACAUCCUUGUGGAAGAAAACGGUAUUUGUAAAAUAUCGGAUUUUGGUUUAUCGAAGAAGAAUGAUUAUGAAGAUCCCUAUGAUCAGAACUCACACAUGUCGCUACGAGGGUCAAUAUACUGGAUGGCGCCUGAAAUGGUCAAGAGCGAGAAGUACAGCGCAAAAGUGGACAUUUGGAGUACUGGUUGUACCGUCAUUGAAAUGUUCACUGGCCAACGACCCUGGCUGGAGCUUAAUCAGUUGGCGGCUCUCUAUAACUUAGGUCAUUACAAGACGCCGCCUCUUCCUGAAAACAUAUCCGACGUUGCUCGGAACUUCUUGGAACUAUGCUUUACCAUCGAUCCAGAAAAACGACCCACUGCAUCGGAAUUGUUGUCCCAUCCCUUCUGUAAAUCAGACGUUAACUUUGAAUUCACGGACUACGUCUCGUCUGGCAAGAUUUAAUAUCAAUUGCAGUGGUCCCGUUUCUUAACUCAUACGUAAUUCUAACCAUUAACUUAAACCCCCCGUCUUUGUCUUGUUACAUAUACAUCUCCUUUACCUCCAUUGCGCUACUGGGGAGCGCUUAGUACAUAGAAAUCACUUGUAAUUAAACAUUUCCCUUAA
Messenger RNA from Umbelopsis ramanniana AG, 2321 nucleotides. RefSeq lists its product as uncharacterized. The record is from RefSeq and is a predicted model, not a curated record. Lineage: Eukaryota; Fungi; Mucoromycota; Umbelopsidomycetes; Umbelopsidales; Umbelopsidaceae. The coding region runs from base 381 to 2159 and encodes 592 amino acids. Gene Ontology annotation, biological process: protein phosphorylation. The transcript is spliced from 9 exons. Gene Ontology annotation, molecular function: ATP binding; protein kinase activity.